Molecule: messenger RNA, 5173 nt
Organism: Prorocentrum cordatum
Lineage: Eukaryota; Dinophyceae; Prorocentrales; Prorocentraceae
Source: the annotation of a GenBank genome assembly
AGCGAAGAGAGAGAUCCCGAGGCCGCUCCCCGCCCCAUCGCCGCCACGGCUGGACUCGCCUCGAGGUGCCGGCCAGAGCACGCUGCACCGGGAGAGGUCCAGGGCGCAGCGGCGUCCGUGUCUCGCUGUCUCCCGCGGCGGGGACUCCCGCGCGAGGAUCCACCUGAACGCGGGGGAGUUCUGCGCCAUCCGCAUGGACUACCUGGAGCAGCAGGGCACCGCCCGGGCGCGGCUCAUGUGGCGGGCCCCGAACGGGCCGAAGGAGGUCAUCCCCGCGGACAGCCUGUUCUACGGCGCCGCUCUCGCCGACGCGCCCUUCACGGUGGAGGUGCAGUCCGGCCCUGCUUCCGCAGGCAACAGCCGGAUGCUGAACCCGCCUCUGGGCUCGAUCGCCAGCGGCGCGCAGCAGCGCAUCUGGAUCGAGGCGCUGGACCUCGCCGACAACACCGUGAGCAGCACGGGCUUCGACUUCGAGCUCACCUUCACCCUGCUGGGCAACAGUACCCAGAACGCGAGUGUCUUCUGCAACGACAUGCCCGUUGGCAGCGCCCGCCUGCUGUCCGCGGCGAACGCGACCGCCCAGAACGGGUCCGCCGCGAAUGCGACCUCUGGGAACGAGGGCUCUGGAACCGAGAUCUCUGGGAACGGGUCCUCUGUGAACGAGUCUUCUGAGAGCGAGGCCCACGGAAACGAGACCUCCGCGGACAGCAUCCCUUGCUCGACGUCCCUGUGGUUGGGACGGUUCCCUUCGGUGCCUCUCAUGGCGCAGCGCACGGAGGGGGACGUCCAGGACCACGUGCACUACGUCGACUUCGUGCUGCAGUUCCCGGGCGAGUACCUCCUCGAGGCGCGGCUCCUGAGCGAAAACGACACGUCGGGCGGCGGGGAGCUCCUGUGGCAGACGCCUCUCGCGGUGAAGGCGGUGGCGGCGCUGGUGCAGCCGCAGCGGUGCCUCGUCAGCGGCCCGGGGGCGGAGGCGUUCGUCGCCGGGGCGACCUCGGUGUCGGUGCGCCAUAAUGCGCUCGAGAAGGCCGCUGGCACCAAGUCGGGCGGUGGCCAGGCCAUGCAGGCGGAGGAGGUUGUGGCGGCCUGCCUGGCUCAGCUCGCUGACAAGGGCGCGUUCAUCCGUGACCAGGACCGCGCCAAGCUGGCCCCGCCGCCGCAGCCACCCAAGCAGGUCAAGCCCAAGACCUACUCGCAGGUACUGCGGUCCUGCGCCUGGGAGCUGGAGAAGCUGGACAAUCAGGCGGCCGCGAAGGCGGCGGCACACCAGGGGGCCGUCGAGCAGCUGGAGCAGGCGAAAAUGGCCGUGGAGCAGGCGGCCGCGGCGCUCACGGCGGCUCGCCAACGCCAGGCCGAAGGCCGCGAUGCUCUCGAGCAGGCCAAGCGGAUGGAGCAGGCCGGCCUGCUGCCUGGUUACACACCGGCCCGCGGCGUUGAGCUGGCCAAUGCGAUCGCGGGCCUGGAGGCUUCGGCAGCCGUCACCGCUGAUGGGCCCGAGGCCGCCAGCCUCGAGGCUUCGCGCGCAGUCCUGCAACGGAAGGUUGACGCCAUCCGAGCCGAUAUCGCCGAGGCUGAGUGCGCGGCGGCGCCCAGCGAAGACGCGCCCAUGGGCGAAUUCUACAGCGAGGUCGUGCCAGGCUUUUUCCAGUUCAUUGUGCUGUUCUCCCUGGCGUACGGCGCCGGCGCAAUCCACCUCAUCAGCAGGACCACUAAGGGCGAGCGAUUGGUGGAGGCAUGGGUCAUUCGCUUCGCCCGCGAGUGCGGCCUGGCCCAGAUGAGCACCCCGAGCUCUCAAUGGGAUAUCUCGACCCAUGUGCACGCGUGCGCAGAAACAUGGGGCCACCGGGGAAAAGGCCCCAUUGCCAAAGAGUUGGGUCUGACGCACUUCGUGGACAACACGGCGGACUGCAUCUGGAGCGUGCUCUACGAUUCGGCUGGCAACGCGAGCGCCACCAUGCAGGCUGCCGUCCACUUCACGGGGCUCAAUCCCGUCGGGAACGUCUCCCAAUUCUCUCCGUGCUGCUCCGUGCAAUCUUGGCGAGAGCUUGCCGUUAUGCUGGAGUUGCCCUACGUUGACAAGGCAUGGGACAUGCUGGGCCCCAUGGGGCCGCCCAAGAUGCGCAGCAUCAACAUGCUGCCAGAUCUACUGAGCCAUCUCAAGCACCACAUCGUCCAGGAGUUCGGCCACAUCACGUACCACGGGGCUGUUUCGGCCUUUGCCGUCUACCUCGUACCUGCGCUGCUGGCUGUUUCGGCCAUGGGCAAGCGCCCGCCGCCUAAGUCUUCUCCGGGCUCCUCCGUGAAGGCUCCCAGACGCCAAUUGAAGGCAAAGACCCCCGAUGCGCAGGUUGAUGCCGCGCAGAAGAGCGCGGAUCAGAAGCUCCAGGAUGACAACAUGUGCGUUAAGGUCUUGGCCCAGGUCCACGACGCCUUGGAGACGAUCAACAAAGACGCCAUCUUCGCGGGCGUGAUGGACAUGGAGCCCCUCAGGAUCGGUGACGGCGGCAUGCAAGCGCCGUUCAGCCAGGAAGAGUUCAACAACGUCCUCAGCACCCCUCCAGAGACCAACUCCACUGAUCACUUCUACCUCUGUGGCGGAAAUUUUCUAUGGCAAAGUUUUACUUGGUUGGUGAACCACAGAGUUCCAAUAAACCAUGGACAAAUUGCCGAACUCCAGCGCUUCAGUUACAAGCACGACGACCCACCCAACAGGCUGGAGUUCAAUGUCGUGGUGUGCGUGGACUCAGCAAACACAGACGUCCUGAGCCACAAGGGCGCGAUGAUGCGACUUUCAUCGCCCGAACCUGUCUUCGCUGUCUUGUUCUCCAUUGCCAAGGCGAUCCAGGAGGGCGUGGACGAAAAGAUCCGCAUGCGCUGGCGGAAGGUCUUACUCACGGCCCCCUUCCAAUUUGAGGUCGUUCCUGAAGGGGAGGAAAGGUUCUGGCGCUCACAGAACCUGAGGCAACGCCUCAUCGAGGCGGGGGUGGUGUCCCACAUGUCAUGCAGGCAGUGGGUGUACGACAUCAUGGGGUUCAAGGCCGCCAAGGAAAGGGAGCUGCAGAAGUCCAUUAGCUCGCUGGUGCUUGCAAAAAUGUACAACGCGAAGAUCACGUUCGCCGGCGGCGCUAACAAGAUCACCAUCAGCGACAGCUUCAUUGACAGCGCUGCGACGGUGUUCGAGCGUGUCUUGUCCCAGGAGACGGCCAGGCACUGGCUGGAGUGGGCAGAGGAAAAAAUGCUCGGCGAAUACCCCUUCAAGACGAUCGCUGCGCUCCAAGCUCUCGUGGAUCGGGCUCGGAGCCCAGUGCAUAUCUCGUGGGCGGUCUGGGGCAUCACAGAUCUGUGGAGGAUGGAGCUCAUCACACUCGGGGAUUUGUCAGGCAAGAAGAUGAAGGACUACCGAACGUCCUACAUUGAGGUUCUGAACCUCAAGUUCGACAUGAAGCAGUAUUGCCUUUACACGUGGCUUCCCACCCUGGGCCUGAAGGUCGAGCAGGUCCAUAAAUUGCAGGAGGUGUUUGAGGACUUCGGGAGCGUGCGGGCCAAGAUGUCUGCCUACCCUGGAGAAGUUGCGGACACCACGUGGCUUGUGGUUUGGCGGUCCGAGGGCCUGAACAAAAUUGCCGACAUCCUGGAGGACUUCAUCUGCACCGUGAACUGGGACAUGCGCUACAAAGAUGCAGUUCGGUCGAAACAUAAGAUUAACGAGUUCCUUGAGUACGACUCUGUCCAAGAGAAGCUCAACGAGAUCAAAGUGGAGCUGGCAAAGGAGAUGAGCGUCGCCAUCGACUGCGCCCAGGGCAGCGCCGGGGGGGGCACGGCUGCUUCGGCCACCGCCACAGAGACCGCAACACCAGAGGCGGCUCCUUCAGGCUUCGAGAGCUUGCCCGAGUCCGAGCAAGAGCAGUGGGUCAAGUACGCGAACAAGCUGUUAAGCACGUACGUCGAACUGAUCCCUGAACCUAAGACGGGCGCCGAGCUGGAGAACGCCCUCAAGGACUCCAAGCUGCGCGAGAUUCGGGGCGACCCGGUGGGCCUCGUCCUGUACUACUUCGACGUCAAGGGGCACGGUGAAAGCGAGCAUAGGCCCGAGCUUCGCAUUCCGUCGCUGCGGGAGCCUAUCUACACGAAGAUCGUCCGCGCCGUGCUCAAGGCCCGUGCGCCGCCAGGCGGACUGGGGCACAUUCGAAACGGCGAGGUUGCGAUCAUCAUGGAUGGCGGUCGGAAAGGUAACAGCAACAAGCUCAUAGCACCAUGGAAGGAGAAUACGUCCAAGGAGCAGCAGAAGAAGAAGAAGGAGGACGACGACGAGGACGAAGACGAAGAAGAGGAUGACCAGGAUGACGAGAAGGGGAGCGUCACCAGUUCCAUCUUGCAGCUCGUGUACACAGAGGAGAGCCUCAAGGAACGGCGCCUUCGCAACAAGAGCUCGACAGGCUCCGUCCGCCAAACGGAGUGGGCGCACAUGGUUUCGUCAAGCAAGAUCUGCCUCCCUGAGCGUGCUCGCAAACACUUCCCAGGGACGACGGCGGGCGACACCAUCGUCGGGAUCACCAAGCCUGACUACAGCAGGGAGUGGCAGAUCUCAUGGAAAGUCAAGAAGGAGCUGCUGGGCAAGCGCAACAUCAUUCGCGUGGGUGGCAAGGCCAAGGGGGCCGACGACGGGGAGGGCACUGACAAGGCAGCGGAGCGUCGCACGGACGCGACCAUGGGCCCCUGCACGCUCCAUGGAAUGCCGAAUACUUGGUACUCAGAACUGAUCCAUACAUUCUUUGCCAAACUCGUCAUCGAUAUGACCCCAAUGGAUGGGAAGUUUGCCUACCAGUGCCUGAUCAACAGGUUGGGCUACGUGGGCAUUGCCUUCAACGAGUUCCAUGCCGAUGAGCUUUUGAAGAAGCUGAGGGCCGAGCUCAUGGACGACAUGAAGAACCCCGAGAGCAAGAUGUACGUCCCCGCCUACGCGAAGGCCAUGGGGUGUGAGGCCGCGGCCAAGCCACCACCGCCGACGGAUACGAAGGCCAAGAAGCGAGCCAAGGGAAAGCCGAAAGCGAAGCCGGCUGUGAAGCCGCUGGAGGAGGAGGAGCCGGGGGAGCCGGACGGGGAAGAUGUGCCGUCGGAAGAACUUCCAAAUGAUGACGAGGACGGUGAAGUGUGGGACCCAGACGCGUGA